UUGGGGUAGGCCGGAAGAGCCUCUGAGAGGAAGGGGUGACCCCCACACACACUUGGGAGGGGCCCCCAGUGGGUUGCUGAAGCUGAGUCUAAAGAGGAAGUGAGAGGAGGUGAGGUGCGGCAGGGAGGUAAGCCAAACUGGUGGGGACAGGGGCUGGGCCUGGCCAUUCUGUCCCUUCAGGGACCAGCCCACUCCUCAAUAAGAAAGAGCUCAUAGGAGGCUGGGUGAGAUGCCCUGAAAACUAAUCUCUCUGACUCUGCAGCCAGGCUUGAGGGCCUGGAGCUGGCUGGCUGGGAACUCCGGCCCCAACUUGGUCAGGAGCUUCCCUCACACUGGCUCUCCCUGCACCUUGCAGUGUGGCAUCAGGGGUCUGGGGCGCCAUGGCCCAGGCCCUGGGGGAGGACCUGGUACAGACUUCCGAGCCUCAAGAUGACUCCAGCUCUCUGGGGUCUGACUCAGAGCUGAGUGGGCCUGGUCCAUAUCGCCAGGCAGACCGCUAUGGCUUCAUUGGAGGCAGCUCAGUGGAGCCAGGGCCAGGUCAGCCCCCUGCAGACCUCAUCCGACAGCGGGAAAUGAAGUGGGUGGAGAUGACCUCACACUGGGAGAAAACCAUGUCCCGACGGUACAAGAAGGUAAAGAUCCAGUGCCGGAAGGGCAUCCCCUCAGCACUUCGGGCUCGCUGCUGGCCCCUGCUGUGUGGGGCUCAGGUGUGUCAGAAGAAUAGCCCUGGCACCUAUCAGGAGCUGGCAGAAGCCCCAGGAGACCCACAGUGGAUGGAGACUAUUGGCAGGGACCUGCACCGCCAGUUCCCUCUACAUGAGAUGUUUGUGUCACCUCAGGGUCAUGGGCAGCAGGGGCUCCUCCAGGUACUGAAGGCCUACACCCUGUAUCGGCCAGAACAGGGCUACUGCCAGGCCCAGGGCCCUGUGGCAGCUGUGCUACUCAUGCACCUGCCCCCAGAGGAGGCCUUCUGGUGCUUGGUACAGAUCUGUGAGGUCUACCUCCCCGGCUACUAUGGGCCCCACAUGGAGGCUGUGCAGCUGGACGCCGAGGUGUUCAUGGCCCUGCUGCGGCGGCUGCUCCCACGUGUUCACAAGCACCUGCAGCAGGUGGGCGUCGGGCCCCUGCUCUACCUCCCUGAGUGGUUCCUGUGCCUCUUCGCCCGUUCCCUGCCAUUCCCUACAGUGCUGCGCAUCUGGGAUGCCUUUCUCAGUGAGGGUGUCAAGGUGCUGUUUCGUGUGGGGCUGAUCCUGGUGCGCCUGGCCUUGGGCACUGCAGAGCAGCGCAUGGCUUGUCCAGGGCUCCUAGAGACACUCGGUGCCCUUCGAGCUAUCCCCCCUGCCCAGCUGCAGGAAGAAGUCUUCAUGUCCCAGGUGCACAGCGUGGCCCUGUCAGAGCAGGACCUGCAGCGAGAGAUCAGGAUCCAGAUGGCCCGGCUGCCCAAGUCAUCGCCUGGGCCACCGCCUCAGCCUCAGGCCCGCCUCCCGGGGGCACAAGCCAUCUUUGAGGCCCAGCAGCUAGCAGGGGCUCAAGGAGGUGCCAAGCCUGAGGUACCCCGAAUUGUGGUACAGCCCCCAGAAGAGCCCAGGCCACCACGGCGCAAACCCCAGACCCGAGGCAAGACUUUCCAUGGCCUCCUGACUCGAGCCCGAGGACCCCCCAUCGAGGGAACCCCCAGACCCCAUCGAGGCUCUUUCCUGGACACCCGUUUCUGAGGGUACUGUGGACUCAAGCACCUGAGUGGCUGAUGCCAGCCCACAAAUGGGCACUGCACUUUAUUGCUGGGAUUUGGUGACUUGCCUCUGUUCCCAGCAAGGACCACACGACGGGGAAGGAGACAUCCCCCACUUUACACACUGUGUCAGGCACAAGGGAGGUCACAGAGUCAGGGCUUGUGGGAACUCAGACAGGCCACCACCAGCUGUCUGGUAGCAGUAUUAAAGCCAGCAAUGAAGGGGUAUGGAGGCUGUUGGCUGGGCUGAGGGACCCCAGGCUGCUGAACGUUCUGGAAUAAAGUGACUGAAUAGUUGCUUGAAUGGAAUUGGAUCAAAUGCCUUCUCCCCCACCAACCCCCGGACAGGCUUUCCCUUCCCCUCCAGUGCUUCAAUCUCCUGGGCCAACCCUGGUCCUGUCCUGGGACACAUGGACGCUGCUCAUUGGCUGCUGGGGAAAGUGUUUACAAGCAAGAGGAACCAGCUGGUAACCCCUUGUGGGCAGGUAAGGCUUUGUACCUUGGGGAAGAGGGCUUCCCGGGGAGGCUGGGCCCAGGAUUGAGGCUUUUGCCCCUACUCUGCCCCCCUUUGCCCUUCCCCCAGGCUGGUCAGUAAUCCCUGGGGUGGGAAGGCUCUAACUCAAUUUAUUCUUCCCACCAUGCUCCUGGUCCCAUCUGCCAAAGGGAGCCAGGCAAGAACAAAGGCCUAGUGUGCUCAGGACAAAGGAGAAAGGCCCUGCCAGCCCUUGUCCCUCUCUAAGCCCUGGUGCACCCCCUCGGGACCGCCGCCAUGGAAACUCCCUCUCACACUCACUAAUUGCCCCCAUGGGUGCCUAGGGUGCCUGGGACAUGAGCCAUUGUCAAGACAACAGGGCUGGUUCUGAGGCAGGCAUGUGUCCCCACAGUGCCCAUUCCCAGUUGCCCUGACUC
This is a messenger RNA of Fukomys damarensis (Damara mole-rat), 2641 nucleotides long. RefSeq names its product TBC1 domain family member 10C (gene Tbc1d10c). Bases 381 to 1715 code for a protein of 444 amino acids. The record is from RefSeq and is a predicted model, not a curated record. NCBI's taxonomy places the organism in Eukaryota, Metazoa, Chordata, Mammalia, Rodentia, Bathyergidae. The transcript has 9 exons.